Messenger RNA from Bipolaris maydis ATCC 48331, 1383 nucleotides. RefSeq names its product cytochrome P450. The record is from RefSeq and is a predicted model, not a curated record. Lineage: Eukaryota; Fungi; Ascomycota; Dothideomycetes; Pleosporales; Pleosporaceae. Gene Ontology annotation, molecular function: heme binding; oxidoreductase activity, acting on paired donors, with incorporation or reduction of molecular oxygen; monooxygenase activity.
AUGGCAUGGAACCUUGUACAACGUCUACAGUCAAACACAUUUGUCGAAUACAUUGGCGACGAAGUGCUGAACACUCCCGGUCGUACGGUCGAAAUGAACCUACUUGGCGGCGAUAUUUUUAUUACUGAUCGCGCAGAAAAUAUCAAGGCGAUACAGGCAGAUCAGUUUGUGGAUUUUGCAAAAGGCCAGACGCCGCAUGAUGUCUUUAGUAGUAUUUUAGGGGAUUCAGUGUUUACGACGGACGGGCCAUUGUGGAAGACAAGUAGGGAACAACUGGAGCCGCAUGUAUCUCGUGUCCGUUCGGAUGAUAUUCCAACUGCUGAGGAGCAUAUGCAGAAGCUUCUAAGACUCAUUAAUAAUUCGCCUAAGAAGGUUGAUGUGUACGAUGUGGUCGAUAGGUUCCAACUCGACCUGGUGAGCCAAGUCUUCUUAGGCGAAUCCACAAAUUCGCUAUCUGCAAACGAACAGCCGUUCCGUAAGGCAAUGGAAGAGCUUCUGACUUUCAACACCAAUCGCCUUCUAUUUGGUCGUCUUGCUAACUUGUUUCCCGAUUGGCUUUUCGUUCCUAGAGCGUAUCGCGAAUUGACGCGGUAUAUUAAUGAUCUGAUUGAUAAGACUUUGGCGCUGCCGAUUAAUAACCAGACAGAUUGGAAGACAAAGAAAGAAUUUAAUCUUGUAGAAGAUUUAGUCACUACGCAUCCAAAUGAUCGGUACUUCAUUAGGGGCCAACUUAUUGCUGUUUUGAUGGCUUCGAAGGACCCAGGUGCCAUUCUGACUACUUGGACAAUAUACCACCUGGCCCGCCAACCAACUCUAUAUAAAAGGCUUCAAGAGGAGAUCGAAAAGCACAUUGGAAUGGACGCAAUCCCCACAGUGGAGCAGCUCAGGAAGCUAGACCUGCUGGCCAAUACAGUCAAAGAAUCUAUGAGGAUGUACCACCCACUCGGCCUUAACAUUCGAGAGGCUAGGAAAGAUGCAGUGUUGCCUGUUGGAGGUGGUCCAGAUGGGAACGACCCCAUCUUCGUCUCAGCUGGACAAAUUAUUGUAUACUCAGUCGCAGGUCUCCAGCGCAACAAGACCACAGUGGGUGCAGAUGCUAAUGUGUGGGAUCCUUCACGAUGGGAAACAUGGUCGCCACAGUAUGGUCACUAUCUACCCUUUAGUGUAGGCCCACGCCAGUGUCCUGGGCGAGUCUUCGGCCGUUUCCAGAUUCAGUAUGUCUUGGUGCGGCUGCUCCAGGAGUUUGAGAGCAUCACAUGGUGUGGACUUAAUGGGGUUAAGGGCAUUGGCACGGAGGAAAUGAAGAUCAAGGUUGAACUCAACCUCAAGUGCGCCGAGCCAGUCAUUUGUAGCUUCAAUCCGCGUCGGAAAAGUUCUGCUUAG